This is a messenger RNA of Aureobasidium vineae, 327 nucleotides long. NCBI's taxonomy places the organism in Eukaryota, Fungi, Ascomycota, Dothideomycetes, Dothideales, Saccotheciaceae. The record is from the annotation of a GenBank genome assembly.
AUGGCUACUCCCGACCAACAAAAGCAGCUGCAGGCCUUGUCAGACGAGUACACUGCUCUGCAAACCGAACUUCAAACCACCGUUGCAGCCAGACAAAAGCUCGAGUCUCAACAACAAGAAAACAAGGGUGUCAAAAGUCUCGUGGGCCCUAUCCUGCUAAAGCAGGAUGCAUCCGAAGCAAAGAGCACUGUCGAUGGCCGUCUAGAAUUCAUCGACAAGGAAAUGUGUAAGCAGAUUUCAGACAUCCAAGCAAAGAGCGAGGAGAAGAAGAUGGCUGUCUUCCAACUGCAGACCGAUAUCCAGCAGAGCGGUCAACCGGCAACUUGA